GGGUUAGAGAGUAGCACAUGCUUCGGGGGCGAAGGGCGCGUGCGUGGAGGAGGAUCGCGCCGGGGCUGGCACCUUGAGCAGCGGGAUGUAUCAGCUGCACGGGGAACGGGGUGGGGCCGGAGAAGUCAUGAGUCCGGCAUUGGGCAGCGACUUUGUAGGUAGAAUUUAAAUACAGUGCACGGGCUUGGGGAACAAUAUCCACACUGGUAAAUUGCACGUAAGAGACGUCAUCGGCAGAUAAGAUCUGGAAAAACCUUGGGAAAAUGUCAGCGAGGGAGGCGAAGCAAGAGCCCCAGGGGGUUGGGAUGCCGCUCUCCAGCCCCUCGGUUUCCCUCGGAAGCCUAGGCAAGACUCGCUGUCCAAUGUGCAUGGAGCUUUUUAAAGUCCCCAGGAUCUUGCCGUGCUUGCACACGUUCUGCACGACCUGCCUGGAAAAGCUGGAGCCCUUCUCCGUCCUGGCCCUGCGACCAUCUGACCUAGAAACGUCCCCGGAGGGAGCCAGGCCUUGGGAUAAGCCGCCGCCGCCGCCGCCGCCGCCAGCGCCGCCGCAGGAGUCACAGCUCAGCAUCCUCUGCCCAGUCUGUGAUACGGAGGUUGACCUGCCUCCAGGGGGCGUGAAGUCCCUGACUAUGGACCACCUGGCUGUGAAUGAGGUGCUGCAACAAAACCUGCAGGAGGACACGCCGGGCGUGGUGUGUGAUCUGUGCAGCGACCGGGAAGUGGAUAAUCGCUGUCUCACCUGCAAGGUGAAUCUGUGCCAGUUCUGCAGUCAGGCCCAUAGGCGGCAAAAAAAAACUUCUUCCCAUUCUGUCAUGCCUAUGAAGGACCUGAAAGGAUACAGCCAGAUUGGGAAGCAAAUUAUGUGUUCUAUCCACCCUGCUGAGGAGCUGAACCUGUUCUGCGAGCAGUGUGACCAGCCGAUGUGUGGGGUCUGUGUGCUAGGUGAACAUCGGGGGCACACCUACGACUUGAUUGGCAACAUUAUCCACAAGCACGGGAACUCCAUGCGGGAGCUCCUCCACAGCACCCAGCCCCACGUGGGCUCCUUAGAGAGAGCCCUGGCCCAGAUUGAGGGGGUGGGAAGUGCCCUCCGUUGCCGCAUGGAUGCCCUAUCCGCUGACAUCCGGGAGUUCUGCGAUGGCUACAUCACUGCUAUCAGAGAACAUCGCGAUCAGUUGCUGAAACAAUUGGAAGACCUCCGGAUCCAGAAAGAGAAUUCUCUGCACCUUCAGAAGCUCCAGGUGGAGCAGCUGCUAGCAGAUCUGCGCACAGGAGUGGAGUUCACAGAACACUUGCUGAGCAAUGGCUCCGACCUGGAAAUUCUAAUCACCAAGGAGGUCGUAGUGAAUCGGUUGAAGAAGCUCAAGAAAGCUGACUACAGCAUUGGCCCUGGGGUAGAUGAUGGCAUAUGCUUCUCCCCACAGGAGAAGGCGGGACAGUACGGUGGCUAUGAAGUUUUUGGAGCAAUUCUCACCAAAGGGGUUGAUCCUGCCCAGUGCAUUCUCCAAGGGGAAGACAUCCACAAAGCUUGGGAAAAGCAGAAAGUCACUUUUACUCUGCUCUGCAGAGAUAUAUUAGGGGAGUCCAUGGGCAGAGGAGGAGAGCACAUCCGAGUGAGCGUCAUCCAUAAAAACAAGAAGGACUGUGUUCUUAAGACGAUGGUUCAGGAUAACAACAAUGGAACUUACGCGAUUUCCUUUAUCCCCGAGGACCCCGGCCCCUAUACUGUGUGCGUCUGUGUCAGAGAGCAGCAUGUCCAGGGCUCACCAUACACAAUGAACGUGAGGAGGAGGCGACGCCCACAUCCGGGGGUCUUCCACUGCUGCUCCUUCUGUUCCAGUGGAGGCAAGAAGAGUGCCCGCUGUGCCUGUGGGGGGACCAUGGCAGGGGGGUACCAAGGCUGCGGACACGGACACAAAGGUCAUCCAGGCCGCCGUCACUGGUCGUGCUGUGGUGGGACGGAGGAGAAAUCGGAAUGCUCCUGGAAGGUAGAAGACGAGAUCAGUUCCCACAGGAGCCUAGUCCGGACGGUGGCUCUCUGAGUUUUCCGAUGAUACAAAGGCCGAAUCUGCAGGAACGUUAGUUACUGGGAAGUCCCUGGGCCUUGGGGCCAAGCUGGGCUGAGCUGCUGAUUAAUUCUGAAGAAACCCCUAAAAUAAAUGCGCCUUAUCUUACCAUCGA
Molecule: messenger RNA, 2181 nt
Organism: Sarcophilus harrisii (Tasmanian devil)
Lineage: Eukaryota; Metazoa; Chordata; Mammalia; Dasyuromorphia; Dasyuridae
Gene: TRIM45
Product: tripartite motif containing 45
Exons: 7
Coding region: 264-2042 (592 amino acids)
Biological process (GO): positive regulation of DNA-templated transcription
Cellular component (GO): chromatin; nucleoplasm
Molecular function (GO): ubiquitin-protein transferase activity; protein binding; zinc ion binding
Source: RefSeq, a predicted model, not a curated record